Gadus macrocephalus (Pacific cod) is the source of this 1764-nucleotide messenger RNA. RefSeq names its product riboflavin transporter 2 (gene slc52a3-2a). Gene Ontology annotation, molecular function: riboflavin transmembrane transporter activity. The coding region runs from base 236 to 1582 and encodes 448 amino acids. Gene Ontology annotation, cellular component: plasma membrane. The record is from RefSeq and is a predicted model, not a curated record. The transcript is spliced from 4 exons. Gene Ontology annotation, biological process: riboflavin transport. Lineage: Eukaryota; Metazoa; Chordata; Actinopteri; Gadiformes; Gadidae.
GAAGCUGGUUACGAAUCACAACAUGUGAUGUGUGUCUCUCUGUUUGUCAAUGUAUCAGGGGGGGAGGGCAUAUUGCAGACCUGUGUCAUGGUUGGUUGAUCAACGUCCCCCCCUCCCUCACCGUUAUAAACUUGGCUCAGAGUCCGGGGGAAUGUGAUUUUAGAUGUCGGUUUGCUGAGCUUCUGUCGAGCCACGGAAAGUUGUGCUUCACUCGAAGGGACCUUUUUCCUUCAGCAUGUCCCUGUUCACCCACAUACUGGCCUGCCUGCUGGGCAUGGGCUCCUGGGUGUCCAUCAACGGUCUGUGGGUGGAGCUGCCCCUGCUGGUGCCCCAGAUCCCCGAGGGUUGGUACCUGCCCUCCUACCUGUCGGUGCUCAUCCAGAUGGCCAACGUGGGGCCCCUCUUCGUCACCCUCAUGCACCGCUUCCAGCCGGGGAAGCUCAACGAGACGGCCGUCAUCUACUUCAUCAUCGGCCUGGGCGCCGUGGCCUCCCUCCUGCUGGCCCUCUUCUGGAAGGAGACCACGGUGGUGGCGGGCGCCCCGCGCAGCGUGGCUCUGCUGGUGCUCACCUUCUUCCUGUCCACCGUGGACUGCACCUCCUCCGUCACCUUCCUGCCCUUCAUGAUGCGCCUCAAGCCGCAGUACCUCACCACGUACUACAUCGGUGAGGGCCUGAGCGGCUUGCUGCCGGCACUGGUGGCCCUGGUGCAGGGGGUCGGGGUUGUGGACUGCGUCAACGUCACCGCCGCCGCGUGGGCGCCCAACCGCACCGCCGCCGCCGCCGCCGCCACCGAGCUGGAGGCCCGGUAUCAGCCGGCCAACUUCUCGCCGGAGGUUUUCUUCUACUUCCUGAGCGCCAUGAUGCUGGUGUGCCUGGCGGCGUUCCUGCUCCUCAACCACCACCCGGCCGUGGCCCGGGAACGCCGCAACGGCGACUACACAAAUGGCGUCAAGGCCACCCACGGCCGGUCACAGGCUUCCGAGAGGGGCGCCGUGAGGACGGAUCCGUUCAGAGUGGUCAACGCUGAGCCCAGGAGCGGCUUCGGCACGGGGGCCUACAGCGCGAGGGAGGUGCUGUACAUCUUUGGCAUCCUUGCGUGGGUCAACGCCCUGACCAACGUGGUGGUGCCGUCCGUGCAGUCCUACUCGUGCCUGCCCUACGGGAACAGAGCCUAUCACCUGUCCGCCACCACGGCCGCCGUGGCCAACCCGCUGGCCUGCUUCAUCGCCGUUUUCAUCCCGAUAAGGUCGCUGCUGUCGAUGGGAGUGCUUACGUGUUUGGGCACCGGUGUUGCAGCGUACAUCGUGAGCAUGGCUGCACUGAGUCCCUGUCCGCUGCUGGUCCACGACACCUCGGGAGUGGUCCUCAUCGUGUGUGCCUGGAUUGUUUUUGUUCUCACUCUGUCCUAUGUAAAAGUGAUCAUUGGGGUGAUCCUGCGCGACGAAGGACACAGCGCCCUCGUGUGGUGCGGCGCUGUAGUGCAGUUGGGUUCCUUGUUAGGGGCCGUCACAAUGUUUCCUUUAGUCAGCGUGUAUAGCUUAUUUUCUUCUGGGGACCCAUGCAAUUCAAAAUGCCCGUGAUUAAAGGAAUUUAUUGUGGAAAACCCAGCCAACAGCAAUGGAAACCACACAUGUUGGAAUGAAUGGCCAUUGGCCUACUAAGCCUAAGGCUAUAUAAAAUGUCAAGACCCCUCGGUCUGGUCAGCAGACUAAUAUUUGACUACAGGCAGAGAGGGGCAUAUCAGUGGCUAAAUGAAACUAAA